UUAAAAACGGUUUUUGGAGAAUCAAGUGCAACACAGCGAAAUACAGUACGGGGCUCGCGACCGGCUCACACAUUCUUCAAUAUCAUCCAAAACAGUGGUACCAAAUAUCCCAGGAAAUGAUAGAAGGUGGAAUUACAUCCAUGAUGUCAGGAAUAAUUGAGAAUGCUGGGCAUCAUCCGUCUCCACAGGACUACAGGCUUCUGACCACGGACCCCUCCCAGCUGAGGGAGGAGGACCUCCCUGGGGACCUGCAGUCUCUGUCAUGGCUCACCUCUGUGGAUGUGCCCCGACUACAGCAGAUGGCUGAUAGCCGAGGCCACAGUAACGGGCCCUCCCAGGGCAGCUUGUUGGAGCAACAGACAGCUCAGCUGAGUAACAUGUCUGCGAUGACAGCGGGUCAAGGCUCCAUGCUCCACCUCCAGAGCAACAUGCAGCACAGCCCUCUGGGAAUCAGCAUCAUCAACACCCACAGCGGAAGUAUGUCUCCAUACUCUAUGAAUGGGAUGCCCUCUCCAGGAUACCAGUGCCCUACCUCAGUCUACCAGCCAACACCCCAGCAGGUCUACUCUCUGACCCAAACUGGACAACAGUGUUCAACUGGUGGGCUGUAUAGCAAUGUCUCUUUCAACAACCAAAGUCUUUUCACACAACCUCGACUGGCUCCACAAGACCAGGAGCUGCAGCCCAAGUCUUUUCCCAAGCCAAUCUAUUCCUACAGCUGUUUGAUUGCCAUGGCUCUGAAGAACAGCAAAACUGGCAGCCUGCCAGUCAGUGAGAUUUAUAGCUUUAUGAAGGAACACUUCCCUUAUUUCAAGACUGCACCUGAUGGAUGGAAGAACUCAGUCAGACACAACCUGUCCUUAAACAAAUGCUUUGAGAAAGUGGAGAACAAGACCAGCAGCUCUUCCCGUAAGGGCUGUCUGUGGGCGCUGAACCCUGCCAAAAUUGACAAGAUGGAGGAAGAGAUGCAGAAGUGGAAGCGCAAGGACCUCCCAGCCAUCCGCCGCAGCAUGGCCAACCCUGAUGAGUUGGACAAACUGAUCACAGACCGCCCGGAGAACUGCCGACGUAAGGCUUUAGAGUCCGGCAUGACCCGUCUGCCCAGCUGUCCCAGUGGCCUCACGCUGCCCAUCCCAGCCCAGAUGCAACCUCAGCCAAUAGUCACGCUGUCCCUGCCCUGUUUACCCAUGCACCACCACCACCACCAGCUUCAGGCUCAGCUCCACGCUCAGGCUCGCCUGUCCCCCAUGUCCCCUGUCCCGGCCCAGACUCCUCCCCUCCACACGGUCCCAGACCUGUCCCACAGUCCACUCACCCAGCACCCCAGCAAGCCGCCGGAUGAUUUUUAUAGUGUGCAUGGUGAUACACACACAGAGGUGGAUGCACUGGACCCUAGCAUCAUGGACUUUGCCCUUCAAGGUAAUCUGUGGGAGGAAAUGAAGGAUGACAGCUUUAACCUGGAUGCUUUGGGUACCUUCAGUAACUCACCCCUCCGGCUAUCAGACUGUGACUUGGGAACAGGCAACCUCACUUCUGUCUCCACUGGCGUGAACCUGCCGCUGUCAGAUGUGCAAGUGACGGGCCUCUACACCUCCUACACCUCCCAGGACCACCUGUCUUCUCAGUACAUGGGCGCGCCAGCCAACAGCAAGCCCAUCGCUCUGUUAUAAAGCAGCUGGACUGUCUCCUGCAGAGUCAACCUGAUUCAUUUUACUAUUCGUGGAUAUCUGUGGACGCCAACUGAAGAAACCUGAGGUCGAAGUCUGAUUUCUGGUUUCUUUUGUGUUUUAAACGUACAAAUCACACAGCUCUUCUACAGUCAGCUGGGAACUACUUGGAGAAGGAUGUUUGAACGUCAUUUCACUUGCAGUCCAGAAGAAAAUCGCUCCUUAAGAACUAUAACUGCUGAUAAGUAAAGACGUGGCUGUAAUGGCUCUAAAAGUGUGUAAGACUUAUAAUAUCUAGCUUUGCCGAGCAAAGACUCAAAGUCUGUCUGAGAACAA
Messenger RNA from Cyclopterus lumpus (lumpfish), 2003 nucleotides. RefSeq names its product forkhead box N4 (gene foxn4). Gene Ontology annotation, biological process: regulation of transcription by RNA polymerase II. The record is from RefSeq and is a predicted model, not a curated record. NCBI's taxonomy places the organism in Eukaryota, Metazoa, Chordata, Actinopteri, Perciformes, Cyclopteridae. Gene Ontology annotation, molecular function: DNA-binding transcription factor activity, RNA polymerase II-specific; transcription cis-regulatory region binding. The transcript is spliced from 10 exons. Bases 117 to 1670 code for a protein of 517 amino acids.